Messenger RNA from Stegastes partitus (bicolor damselfish), 919 nucleotides. RefSeq names its product RNA polymerase II, I and III subunit E, b (gene polr2eb). NCBI's taxonomy places the organism in Eukaryota, Metazoa, Chordata, Actinopteri, Pomacentridae. Gene Ontology annotation, biological process: tRNA transcription by RNA polymerase III; transcription by RNA polymerase II; transcription elongation by RNA polymerase I. Bases 141 to 773 code for a protein of 210 amino acids. The record is from RefSeq and is a predicted model, not a curated record. Gene Ontology annotation, cellular component: RNA polymerase III complex; RNA polymerase I complex; RNA polymerase II, core complex. Gene Ontology annotation, molecular function: DNA binding. The transcript is spliced from 8 exons.
CGUCAUCAGCCUGAGUCGGUGCACCAAAACGUGCGUCGCGUUGUAUUUUUUUCCACAUAGGAGUGAAAGUAAUACAUUCAUUUAAAAAAAAACUUCACGUUUUAGAUUAAUUCUAGAGAAAAUAAACCACUCGGGACAGUAUGGAUGACGAAGAGGAAACAUACAGGCUGUGGAAGAUCCGCAAAACCAUCAUGCAGCUCUGCCAUGAUAGGGGCUAUCUGGUGACACAGGACGAGUUGGAUCAGACACUGGAUGAGUUCAAGAGUCAGUUUGGAGACAAGCCCAGCGAGGGGCGUCCCAGACGGACAGACCUCACCGUCCUGGUGGCACACAAUGAUGACCCCACUGACCAGAUGUUUGUUUUCUUUCCUGAGGAGCCCAAGGUGGGGAUCAAAACGAUUAAGAUGUACUGUCAGAGGAUGCAGGAGGAAAACAUCACACGAGCAAUCAUCGUUGUUCAGAUGGGGAUGACACCUUCAGCAAAACAGUCUCUCGUCGACAUGGCACCCAAGUACAUACUGGAACAGUUUCUACAACAGGAGCUUCUUAUUAACAUCACAGAGCACGAGCUUGUACCCGAGCACAUUGUCAUGACAAAAGAGGAAGUGACUGAACUUCUAGCAAGAUAUAAACUAAAGGAAAGUCAGCUGCCAAGGAUCCAGGCUGGGGACCCCGUGGCUCGCUACUUUGGAUUGAAAAGAGGACAGGUAGUGAAGAUCAUCAGACCCAGUGAAACCGCUGGAAGGUACAUCACAUACAGACUGGUCCAGUAACAGACGGUUGCUCCUCUGGACCAACAUUUCGGACCAGUGAAGGAAACUCAAGGUCCUGUAAUUUUAUACUUCUACUUUUGACUUGUUUAGAUUUAAAUAUUUCUUGUAAUUACUGAUUUUGUAAAAUAAAUAAUUUGAAAUGGAAA